AUGUUCGAUGAAAAGGCGUCGACGACAACACAAAAGAUGACACUUCCCAAUGUCAAAGAGCUCGCCAAAAGAUUCGAGUCUGGUGCCAAACUUGAACCGAAACCGACAAAACGAAUAGGCAAAUUUCGAAUCAUCGAAAACUCUGCAAAUUCGUCGAAAAUCUUCCGUAUUAACGCGUUACCGCGUCGUCGAAGCUCGUUGAAACGGCGAACGAAAAGCAUAGGCGAGAUUUGCUCGUUGAACUCAUCUGCGCAAUAUUCUGAAAUUCGGAAGAGCAAGUCGAUCGAUUUUGACGAGAAACGUAGCAAUAAAAACAACAACGAUAAUAAUAGUAACGGAGUUUUUCCCAAAUUCAAUAUUAGUCAAGAACGAAGCGACGCCGAAAAUCAAAAGCUGACAAUAGAAAGGAAGACCGUUGAGGGGGAGAACAACGUGAAACAAGUGCCAUUACCUGCACCACGGUCGAAAAUCCAAAAUAUGCCAGCAAAUCAAGAUGUACUUUUAUACGAAGAGCGUUGUCGAGUUUCACUAACCAUUGAUUCCUCUUCGUCAUCUUCUCAAGCACAACCUUCUCCGCCACCACCACUUCCAACCAUGCCGCCUUCGAAAGAACGAAUUCGAAGGAUACCGUCUCAUUUGAAGCCGACGCCAGCGCCAAGAACUUCUCCUGCACUAAUGGCUCCUUCAACAUUACCUCGACCAAAAUUCAAGUCGCCACCUCCUCCAACGAUGCCGCAAACCAAUGAAAAUUUCCCAAAAAUACCAAAUAUACCGGUGCCUGAAACUCCUGCGAUUAUCGACGACGAAGAUUGUUAUGAACAGAUACUGACGGAUGGGCCCCCAAUGUCAACAUCGAUGCAUCCAUAUAUGUCAACACAGAAUGAUGACUAUGCCUAUGGAACUACUGAUUUUUCCAGACCAACAGUUUCCUCUUCCCAAUGUCAUCGAAACGAUGACGACGACGAAGAAGUUUUCGAUGAGGCGACGGAAGCCGAAGAGAACAUGAUGCCAAAAGUGAAGCAACGAUUUCUUUCAGCAACACUGCAACGAAGCUCGAAAUCUGGCAAACGAGUAAGCUCUGUUGAACUUGAAAAAUUAUUCCGUUUCAAAAGUGAAUUUCAGCUGAAUAUUUCAAAAAAGGUUGGUCAGUUAAGGCAAAAAGUUGGGGAAAAACCAUCAAAGCGAACUUCAAAGUGCCACGUCAGUGUUGAUCUACUGGACACAGAUUAUUCGAGUCAGAUGUCCAAGAAAAAUGGUUCUAACAAACUAUUUGAGGACGACGAACACAUAUAUGGAGACGACUGGAGUAGCGAAGACGACGAUACUUAUCAAGAUGAUCGCCGUUCUUCAAUGUAUCGCCAACUAGAAGAACAACUCAACAAAGCGUUUCCCGACUAUUCGAAUCGAUCUCAAAUGUCGUCGGAUUAUGAGAGUGCCGAUUUGAUAGUCGAGUCGAGAAACAAUGAUGAAUCAAUGACUUCGUGCGUCGCGAGACCUGCUGUCGGGCAUCUUCCUUUGGAAGAAUCUUGGACACCUUCUCCCCUUCAGGAUGAACCGUCUCCCGAAGAAGCUGAUUAUCAAAGAAAAUACAAACUUCGAAUGCUUCCCAACGAGCAACCACUUUAUCAACACUAUAUGUUAGAGGCACGUGAAGAAACUGAGGAGCCCAAAGAAGUUGUUGCUGCUCCAAAACCCGAGGCAUUAAAUCUUGAACAGAUUGCGCUGAAGCCGGCGACUCGACGAGAAUCUUCGAUAUCGUCAGAUUCUGGACGAGGCGCUGAUUGCUCAACUACUUCAGCAUCUGCUCUCACUUCGAACACAUCGAUGCGACGUGAUCGUUUAGUUGGUGCCUCUAACUUUGGGUCACAACGCAGUUUAUGGUGCGAGUUGGCAGAGGUGAAAGCUGCUGGGCUUUUGGAAACUCUUGACGAUGAAAGUAAAUUGAGACAAGAAGCCUAUUUCGAGGUGAUAACAUCUGAAGCCAGUUAUCUUCUUUCUCUGAAUGUGCUCAUUACACAUUUUAUGGCAAGCCCGCAAAUGCUGGGCUCGAAGUCUGCGCAUUCGGUACUCUCUGAUUCCGAUAGAAAACACUUGUUCAGCAAUAUUUUCGCUGUACGAGAUUGUUCGGAAAGACUUCUCUGUGAUCUCGAAAGUCGUUUGGAGGAGAAUCUCGUACUCGAUGAUGUAUGCGAUAUUCUCCUCGAGCACUUUAACAAGCACUUCGAAGUUUAUGUGAAAUAUUGUUCGAAUCAAGUUUAUCAAGAUCGCACUCUCAGACGUCUCAAAUCUGACAAUCCUGCGUUCUUGACUGCUGUUCAGCGGCUAGAAGAGAACAAACAAUGUCAGGGAUUAGAUAUGAGAUCAUUCUUGAUGCUUCCUAUGCAGAGAAUUACGAGAUAUCCUCUCCUUCUCUAUGCGAUAUUAGAUCGUUUGGAUUCGUCAGAUGAGAGAUUCAAAACGGCGACGGCAGCGUUGAAUGCGUCGAAUCGUGUUGUUCGAGAAUGUAACGAAGGGGCGAGAAGAAUGGAGAGAACUGAGCAGUUACUCGAAAUUGAUAGAAGACUUGUCUACAAAGAUGCUGAUCUCAAACGAAUUCCUUUGGUUUCUAACAGUCGAUAUCUCGUGAAGCGUGGAAUUCUAACACAACUCGUGGAACGAAGAACAACCAAUAUUCUACAGAGUCGACAAAAGGCGAGAACACUUCAUGUCUUCUUAUUCUCAGAUAUUCUGAUGAUAACAAAGAAGAAGCUUAAUGGCACAUAUGUUUGCAAAGAUUACGCUUCUCGCAAGUUUGUAGAUAUGCAGCCGAUCGAGCCGGAUAACCCAAAGAUUCCUGUUGGAGCAAUCAGCGCGUUAGUAGGACGACCACAUUUGUUCCUUUGUACUUUAAUGAGAAAUGCGCGCGAUAGGCAGACUGAACUUCUGUUGUCAGCAGAAUCCGAAACUGACCGUGAACGCUGGUUGAGCGCUGUUCGACCUCCACCGUCUACUAACCCUGAAGAGAAAGUUUACGCCGAAUGGGAUUGUCCCCAAGCUCUAGUCGUCCACAGCUAUCAGCCAUCUCAAAGUGACGAAUUAUCGCUGAACAUUGGCGACACAAUCAACAUUCUUCGAAAAAUGCCUGACGGUUGGUUGUACGGAGAGAGGCUAUCUGAUGGAAUGGGAGGCUGGUUUCCAUCUUCCUAUGUGCAGAACAUCAUUAACGACCACACACGAGCAAAUAACUAUCGACAACGGCUACGCCUCAUUCAGGCAGCGGCGGGGUGGCACGGAAAUGUAUCUCCUUCGACAAUUGGGCGUGGGGGGAUGCCCUUGAUGGAUCGUCUACGUCGAAUGUCGAAUCCGAAGACUUACUUCCAAUCAGGCACCGUUGGACUUUAA
Caenorhabditis bovis is the source of this 3381-nucleotide messenger RNA. The record is from the annotation of a GenBank genome assembly. NCBI's taxonomy places the organism in Eukaryota, Metazoa, Nematoda, Chromadorea, Rhabditida, Rhabditidae.